GCAGAUUUCCAUCUACAUUACCUUCAUGGGUCCCGUUCGGACUGAAAAGCACUCUCAACACCCUUCAAGCUCUACAAAAGGAAAAACGAAUUCAAAUCGAACGAACUCAGAUCCCAAUGUCUUGCCAGGCGUUCAGAAGAUCAAGGCGGCAAUGCGGCAAGCGCGCAGGUUACUGGCUAAAGAUAAAUUAGAUGCCGAUGUUCGGGUACACACAGAACGAAAGUUGAAGUCACUGGAAUUGGACUUGGCUAAAGCUGAGGAAAGUCGGAGGGAGAGAACUUUUGCGACCAAGUAUCACAAAAUCAAGUUUUUCGAACGACAGAAAGUCUCCCGAAAAAUCAAACAGGCAAAACGAAAACUUGCUGAAGAUGAAGAUUCUUCGAAACAGCGACUUCAGUCCGAAUUAUUUGACCUUCGUGUCGACCUGAACUAUAUACUGCAUUAUCCCAAAACCAAAAAGUAUAUUUCCCUCUUUCCACCUGAAGUCCGUAAAGGGCAAGAAAAACCAGCCGAUGAUUCCGCAGCUACCAACGCAGAACGGGGUGAAGUUCGAAAUUGGAUACGUGAGCAAAUGGAGAAGGGCGCUCUACCAGGCGAGCCGGAAUCAACUCUGCAACAAGAGAACGGUAUCACGAAGAAGAGAGUCGCCCUGAAACCACAUGUUAAAUGGGACAAGCACGAGGUCGAGCAAGCGGACGAAAGUGACAGCUAUGCAAGAGGGGAAGAGAAGGACGAUUUCUUUGGCGAUGACGAUGACGAAGACGAGGACUCAUAAUUCUCGUCCCCUUUUCUUGGAUAUGUACGACUCCGUGCGAUAAUGCACAUCGAUAACACUCAGUUGACCCACUACAAGCAUUGCGUUCAUCCAUGGUCAUCUAUAUCAUAACAUUGGACGAUGUUCUGCACGGAUAUAACCUACAUCAUGCAGGAAGUCUUCAGGUGCAAGCUUGUUAACUGAAGAGGUAGCCACUAUACUAGUACGCUUUCUGUUUGUAGUAUUGAAUGGGAC
Messenger RNA from Marasmius oreades (fairy-ring Marasmius), 1009 nucleotides. RefSeq lists its product as uncharacterized. Gene Ontology annotation, biological process: maturation of SSU-rRNA from tricistronic rRNA transcript (SSU-rRNA, 5.8S rRNA, LSU-rRNA). The record is from RefSeq and is a predicted model, not a curated record. Gene Ontology annotation, cellular component: preribosome, small subunit precursor; nucleolus. Bases 26 to 775 code for a protein of 249 amino acids. The transcript has 5 exons. NCBI's taxonomy places the organism in Eukaryota, Fungi, Basidiomycota, Agaricomycetes, Agaricales, Marasmiaceae.